AUGAACUCCACUGUCUCUCAGCUCCUGCUCCAAAACCACAAGACAGUCCUGGACUGCGAUGCUCUGCUUGAGCAAGCCUGCAGCAGGUCAGACUCUGGCUACUACAGCGCCAGUUGCAGCCUCUCACCGGCCUCUUCCAUCGACUUCUGCAGCCUUUCUCCUCCGUCUCUACAGUGUGGGGUGAGGCAGGAAGCCUAUGACUGUGGCACUUCCUUUGGCAGCCAGGUUUACCCACAACAGAGCCUCCCGGUUCAGACCAAGAGAAGGACCAGGUCCAAGUACCCUGGGAAGAAGAGGCAGAGCGCCAGCAACAGAGAGAAGCUGAGGAUGAGGGACCUGACCAAAGCUCUUCACCACCUGAGGACCUACCUGCCCCCUUCCAUGGCUCCGGUGGGACAGACCCUGACCAAAAUCCAGACCCUUCACCUGACCAUCCGUUACAUCUCCCACCUGUCCGAGCAGCUGGAGCUGAGCAAGGAGGACCCAUCUGAGAGAAGAGGGGCUGACAGAUCCGAGGGACCCCAGGAUGACAUCCAGCUGCAGGACUGUUGGCAUUCAAACCAGUCCCAGCAGCCUGAUGGCAAUAGUUACAACAGCAACAGUUGCCUCUUCACAGAAAGUGUGCCAGUGGAGUACUGGGUUCCAGAGCAGCAGUUUCAUUCCGGAUGGUGUUGA
Molecule: messenger RNA, 675 nt
Organism: Polyodon spathula (Mississippi paddlefish)
Lineage: Eukaryota; Metazoa; Chordata; Actinopteri; Acipenseriformes; Polyodontidae
Product: mesoderm posterior protein 2-like
Exons: 2
Coding region: 1-675 (224 amino acids)
Biological process (GO): heart morphogenesis; mesoderm formation; somite rostral/caudal axis specification
Cellular component (GO): nucleus
Molecular function (GO): RNA polymerase II cis-regulatory region sequence-specific DNA binding; protein dimerization activity; DNA-binding transcription factor activity, RNA polymerase II-specific
Source: RefSeq, a predicted model, not a curated record